Cladocopium goreaui is the source of this 1047-nucleotide messenger RNA. Lineage: Eukaryota; Dinophyceae; Suessiales; Symbiodiniaceae. The record is from the annotation of a GenBank genome assembly.
AUGAGUGGGAUAGAGAUGAAGAGACGGGGGAUGUCUUCCAAAGUGGUGGGACCAUUUCUGGAACCGCCACAUUGUGCAGAUAUCAGCACAUGUGUCAAGUAUAGGUAUUUGCUGUCCCCAUUGUUGACAAAGAUGUCACUGCACGAAGACCGUUGCCUGCCACCUGUUGAUCAGUUAAAAGAGGAAGUUGAUAGCCUUUUGAAACACAACAAGCAGGGAUUGGAGUCUGAGUUCCUAGACGUCUCCAAGAAGGCAUGGACUCUGAAAAAAAUGUGUGGAUUCGUCAAGUGCAAAGCUGGGCGAAGAGAAGUUUCCACCGUGAGAAACUUUCAGCGGUUGGUCCUUCAGUUGGAUCCCAUGCUGCAGGACACGGGCCAUGAAGGGAACGGUGAGCCCAAUCCACCAGAAGUAACGGAGCCGGUGGCAAUCGAGACUCCUGUUGCCCCCACGCCUGCCUCCACACCUGCUGCUACCCCGAUCCCGGUCCUUUCACUGGCCAAGGUGCUGAGAGCAUUUCCUUGGCGGAGAAGCGUGAACAAGUUUUACAGAGCAUGUGGGGACAAUGCAGAGACCCAACCCUUGGUUGAUAUUGGAGCGGUCUCAGCACCAUCUCCACCUGAAGCGCCUGCCGCUCUAUCCCCGGAGAUCUCUUCAACUGAAAGACGUUCAAAGUAUCAGAAUGGUGAAGGAAAGGGUGAAGAUACCAUUUUGUUGGGAGCUGACGUGCCAACAGGAACAAAGAAUGACAUGAAGGAAUCCCCAAAGAACGACGACUUCACUGGAUCUGAGAGCGAGGCUCCGAAAGCCUUCGUCACAAGGGAGGAUCAGCUCAGCAACCGGCCUCCUGGGCGAGGGAGGGGGAAGGGUAGAGGUAGGGGCAGAGGAGCCCCAAGCAAGGAUGCAGGCGAGGUUUCUGAGAAGAAGCGAAAGAUCGCUACUCCCCAAAAUUCUGGUGCUUUUUGGACCGCUGACAUGGUUGAAGAAUGGAACAAACGGAGGGCGGAGCCAGCCGGGGAAUAUGAUUGGGGAUGGGAGGAAGCAGACUGA